Molecule: messenger RNA, 537 nt
Organism: Paramecium octaurelia
Lineage: Eukaryota; Ciliophora; Oligohymenophorea; Peniculida; Parameciidae
Source: the annotation of a GenBank genome assembly
GGGAUAUAAUGUUUGGUACAUUCGUAUAUUAGAGCAUAAGCAGAGAAACUAACAGUCGCCGAUAUGCUUGGGAAGAGUCACUUCUUUUAUUUGAUAAGAAAAAUCGAGUUCUAAAAAAAAUUUGCCAGAACUCUAGCUACAUGAACCACUUAUAAAUUCGAGUAAGUAACUUGUUAGGAACAAUAUUUAGAAGUUACAAUUGAUUGCUGGCAAUAUAGUCCAAUUAGAAAUUCUAUCAAGAAGUUAAGAAGAGGAUUAAUAAAAAUUCAGUAGUGGUAAGAAUUAUGCUUUUUAUAAUGAUCAGGAAUCAAAUACAAGAGAAAUUAUGGUCAAAGGAUAAUCUUCACCAUUGCCAUAUAUGAAUAUGCUGGCAAAACUUAAAGAUAACUAAAAGAAUUUUGGCUAAGAAUAAAAAAGAGUGAAAGCUAAUAAGUUAUAUGUGAAGUUCUUAUCCAAAACUGUUGCUAAAUAAUUGUUACAAAUUUUACUCAAGCAAUGUUUUACAGGUCAGAAGAUAUCAGGCGAUUAUAGUUGAAC